AAGUUUUGUAUGAGUUGUCCGCAGAAUUGAAACCGAAACUAACCGAGCAGCUGAACCGGGGGAGUUUCUACACACAAACAUCUUUUGUUUUGUCACCGAGAGCUGCUCGACAUGAGAACAAACAGAGCAGAAUGUUACCGAGCAGGUACGAGAAGAAAACCCACAGCGAGUUUCUUUUGCAGGUAAAUGAAAGUAGAGCUAGUUGUGACCUCCUCUCCGACUCUCUGACCACCACAGACCAGCUGACACACACCACGACCUGCCCACGAUGUCUGUAAUCAAACCGCUCGUUUUCUUCGACCUGGAGACCACUGGAUUAGACACUGCGGUGUGUGACAUCAUCCAGCUGUCGGCGGUGUCUGGGUCAAAGGACUUUAACAAGUACAUCCUCCCCCGCCGGCAGAUCGAUAAGCGAGCCUCAGGUGUAACAGGCUUGACCUUCAUUGACAACCAACUGCUGCUCAACGGGAGUCCCAUGGACACCGUCCCGCUCGAUGAGGCCGUCACCACCUUCCUGGACUUCCUGCGCUCCUUCCACACCCCGGUGCUGCUGGUUGCCCACAACGCCCACAGGUUCGAUGCCCCGUUGAUCUCCAGAGUGAUUCGGGAGCUCUCGCUGCUGGAGGAGUUCCGCCAGGUGGUGACCGGGUUUGUGGACACCUUCGUGCUGAGCAAGAACCUCUUCCCUAACCUGGGCAGGUACUCCCAGGAGCAUCUGGUCAAGCACUUCCUGGCAACGAGCUACGACGCCCAUAACGCCGUGAAGGACACCUCCAUGCUGCAGGAGCUCUUCAACUCCUGGAGUCCAGAUGAAAGCAACAUCUCAACAGCAACCUUAACACCCGAUCAAUUUUAAAAACCUUAAAGUUUUUAUUUUUCUUCUAAUUAUGUUCCCUGUAGUUGGACAUUUUAAACAAUCAGUCGUCAAAAUGUCAUAUUGACUUGUUAAAAUGUUAAUUCAAGAUUUUUGUGUAAACAAUAUAUUAUAUAUAAAAUGUAAUUCUGACUAGUUA
Molecule: messenger RNA, 1013 nt
Organism: Centropristis striata (black sea bass)
Lineage: Eukaryota; Metazoa; Chordata; Actinopteri; Perciformes; Serranidae
Product: DNA polymerase III PolC-type-like
Exons: 3
Coding region: 269-856 (195 amino acids)
Biological process (GO): DNA catabolic process
Cellular component (GO): cytoplasm
Molecular function (GO): 3'-5'-DNA exonuclease activity; nucleic acid binding
Source: RefSeq, a predicted model, not a curated record